Molecule: messenger RNA, 6485 nt
Organism: Armigeres subalbatus
Lineage: Eukaryota; Metazoa; Arthropoda; Insecta; Diptera; Culicidae
Gene: Tie
Product: mucin-2
Exons: 6
Coding region: 2020-5298 (1092 amino acids)
Biological process (GO): positive regulation of kinase activity; protein phosphorylation; multicellular organism development
Cellular component (GO): plasma membrane; signaling receptor complex
Molecular function (GO): ATP binding; transmembrane receptor protein tyrosine kinase activity
Source: RefSeq, a predicted model, not a curated record
UCCCAGCUCCGGCUGGCUUUUCCAUUCAGUUGCCGUCGAAGUCUGUUCACGGGAGGUUCCAGAGCGUUGUGUAAAGAGUGAAUCGCUGUUCGUCCGCGUCGAUCCCGUUCGUCCGUCCGUCUGUCCGUCGUCGCGGAACUGAUUGCACCUUCCUCGGCGGUGGAAUUUGUGUUCGCGCGGACACCAAAACAAAAGAGACGAAGAAACAAAAACAAUAACAGCGGGCCGUGCAAAGUUGAACGUGGGCCUGGGCGGGCGCUCGAGCUUGCGGUUUCCGAAGACGACGCACGUGAAAGUGAACUGGAAUGUUUCGUGGAUGGGUAUUUUGGUUACUAUUUUGCCAAAUACAGUGAGAAGUGAAGGCGAAGAUUUUACGUUGAUGCAGGCCGAUCAACGCAAAACAAAAGACUGUUGUUCACCAGCAAAGUGCAACUCGGUGCUGCAGAAAACCUACGUCCAGUAAAAGUGAAUCUGUCAAGUGAUUGUAUGGGGUGAAAUUCGAACAUCUACCCAACCAACAGCCACAACAUACGGUUUCGUUGUUGUUAUUGCUUUUGUUACAGAAAAACAUACAUACUAAGCACACAUACAUCCAGACACUCAUCAAGUGAAAACGAAUUAACGACCGAGGAGCAGCGAACUGUUUUGCUACAUCUGUAACUGCGAGGCGAAUUUCUGUUUUUGCAACACUGCCAGCAAGAUGUGAUUGUGUCGGCGCGCGGUGCUGCCUCACUUAGUACGUCGGCUCCGACCAUAAAGCAAUAUUGAAGAAAGAAAUAAAACGCAUGUUAUGGAAAAGUUACUGCUGCUAGCCAUAGUGAGCGAAUGAGUGCAACCGUCGUCGUCGGUGGAAAUCGAAAACGAAAACGACGACUGCGCCGCGAAGAAGACGAGAGGAUAUUGGGGGCUGUGAUGAUAACACACGAGUGUUUCAGAGGAAUCCUUGAUAUUUGUUCGUGCGCAGCGCGCCCAUCCUCACAUUAGCCAACGCAGUGAAACUUCAGAGGUUGGAAAUCGAAGAAAAAUGCAAUGUGAGCAAUUUGUGUUGGAGCGUGUCUGUUUACAGUUUUUCUUCAUAGUGGCCCCAUAAAUGAUUGAUCGAUACUAAUCGAAUCGACAACAACCCUCAACGCGAUAACAAGAGGGCAACGUUGUUUACCAGUGGGGUGUUUUGUUAGGCGCAUCGUACGUACCUACGCAAGUGAAAUCGAAAGCCGAAAAAUUGUUCCGACGUAUCGAAGCGAAAAAAAUUGAAUUUAAUUAAUCGGAGUGUGCACGCUGGGCCCCGAUGUGGUGCUCGCGGGGCGCUAUCAUGUGAUACUGUUUGUUUGGUGGUCAAUCGAAGCCAAACAUUCGUCUUGUUGCGUGUACGCGUAUUCAGUGCGAUCAGUGCCCUCCGCGUGUUGGAUUCGCAAGGCGCAGUGGAAUCGAAUUAGAAGGGUUAAUGAAUAAAAAAAAAUGAAAUAGGCACCCGAUCGGUGGUUCAUGAUUUAUGAUUGCGCGUGUGGGAGCGGCGGUGCAAAUACAAAUCGUUGUGCAGUGAUUUGGGUGCUCGAACAAGCGAUGAACCCGACGCCCAUAUGCAACGAAUGCUCGUGCCCCUACGUGGGAAUGUAAAAAAAAACUGACUAAACGGCAGUGGUCGAGCAGCGCAGAAGCAAUGUAAUUAUUGAUACUGGUGACAAAGCUUGUCCAAAAUUUCGACUAUUCAAGUAUCAACCUCUACGACAAUGAACCUACCGAGUGCGGGAGAUAUUUCAAACCUAGCGUGGUUGGAACAGUUCGGUAAGAAUAUCCCAGGGACCACCGGAUCGAUCGGGUGAUUUGUGAAUUCCGACCCACCGACUGAUCGGCAACAGGUGUUAAAAAUGUAGACGAACGAGUGUGGCUUCCAAUCAAAGACCGUGAAUUUGAACAAGUGGAGUAAAACUAACGCCGAUAGGCAGUCAUUGUGUCAGUGAUCAAAAUUGUGCAACCUGGGUUCGAGACGAGUGAUUGAGCGAUCCCCACAGAAGAAGCAUGAUGGGUGGCACUCGGAUGAGCAUCAUCCUGCUGGUGGUGCUCAUCGCGUGCAAACUAGCCGAUCCCGUUCGAUCGAACGGUGGUGGGCCGGACGGAAGUGUCACUACCGGUGCCGGUGAGGAAACUCCGUUGGGCGGAAGUGAACGAAGAUCUUUGUCGUCGGCACGACAAACCGAAGUGCAAAAUGUUAGCCGUGGCGGAACGUCCACGACCACGGUAGUGUCAGUGACGACAUCAACGCCGGCAGCCCCAACGGUGAAAGGGAGCACCAACAGCACGACCACUCCGACGGUGCCGAUUGCAUCGCAGCUGGAUGGCCGAUCUUCACCAGAUGCCACCGUCGCCACCGACAAUCUAAAUGAAUCCACCUCCACAACCACGGGGGCUCCACCAAAGCGACGAAUUGUCAAUCGAGACAAUAAGCUCAUGUCGGUGCUGCAAGCGCGGAGGACCGCGCUAUCCCGGGAUCGAUGGCAGAAGGAAUAUCAUCCUCCCACGUCACUGAAGCUACAACGCCACAGCAAUCCAGCGGUCAACUUGGUAGAGGAUAGCAGCACACCGGAGUCCAAUCUGAUCAUUCCACCAGGCUCGAAAAUAGCCGGAGUGGAUGAGUUCCUGGAUACGGACGAAUCCAUUCACGGGAUGUACGUGGUAAAUCCGAGAACUGGGAAGAUCGCUCUACAGCAUACGGGACCGCAGGUCAAGCUAGCCAAAGAGACCAACAACUUCCUGGUGCAGCAUGGCAACAAGACUGGAGAGAGUACGAAACUGACCUCGACAAAGCCGCAGCCUGGAAGAAGUUUGUACUACGAUGGGAGGGGAAAACGAACACGUGAUCGGAAAACCUUUACGACAUCUACGGAGCGCACGAUAGAGGACAGCGAACUGAUCCCCUAUCAAUACUUUGGACAAAAAUUGGUGCCGUCAAGGAAGGUUUCGGAUGACUCGCGAAACCAGCUGGUACUUACAAAGGGUACCAGGUUAAACAAGUUGAAAGAGGACUCACUGGAGAUAUUGGAUGUUUCGGCUCCGAAACCUUCGACGGAGAAGAACAAGUUCUGGCAGACAAGAUUGGCGUAUCAGUCUCGGAACGUAGUAGCCUUCAACAACUAUCUGAGAAGAUCGAAAGACGGUCUGUAUGGGAUAACUGUGACGCAAACUACAUCUACGACUGCAGCUCCUUUAGAAAGUCCAGUUCACUCAGACUCAUUGACGAAUUCGAUGAUCGCCCUCAGCAAUCUUUCGGAAGGUCAGGUCGAUCAAAAGCAAGUUUUCUCCAGAAGUGCAAAUUUCACAACAGUCGGCAAAAAUGAGCCAAACGAGUCGAAUACUACUGAAAGCAGCAUCAUAACUGAUUCUACAAAAACAACGACGGGGCUUCCAUUGAAUCACAAACCAGAGGACGAACUGCCUGGCAUUUUCAGUCCAACGGGGUUGGCAGAGAUCUCCAAGUUAAUUAUAAACUAUCCAGAUGAUGCCACACCGGAGGUUGUGUACCACGUGAAUAAUUACCAAGCUGUUGCGGAGCCGGUUCCUGACCAAACGAGUACGGAGAAGUCACAAUCAUUUGAAACGACGCAAUCGAACAUAGAUGACUACGAAACGCCUAGAAACUUGGUUUCAAUACCUGAUAUUAAUCACAUUUUUCAAAAUUUGUCGACAAGAACCACGACAAGCACAACUACGGAGAUGCCUAUUCCUGUCAAACGGGCGUCUUUUGCUGAGAUAGAAACCAAUUUUAAUUCUGAUCAAAAUAUUCCACUGUCAGAAUUAUCCACAACAACUACGACAGCCACUAUAACCAAAUUGGUCGCAACUCCAUCCACCGAGUUGACGACUUCAACCACUACAACAACAACUACCCAGCCUACAAGUACAACAACCGUCACUUCCACUACCACAUCUACCUCAACUACCACCACCACACCUCGACCAACAACCACCUCCUCUGCCCGACCAACAUCUACGGAAACCUACACCGAACCUCCGAUCACCGAAGUCGACCAGGACGUCGAAGUCUACUCGGACCUCGACGACGACACCAAUGGAACCGAUUUCAAACCGAUCCUGUCGCACGUAUUUCCCGAGCUAACCAAAAGCUCACGUCCCGUCACUACACCGGCGCAAGCAGCCACCCAAAGCCCCACCAAGAAACCCACGAUCGCAUUCGAGGGGGUCCUGCUGCAGCACAACAGCGACGUGGUGAUCGAGAUGCGAAAAAUGAACACGGCCACGUUCAUCCUAGCCGGGCUGGGUAUGCUUCCGAUUUUGAUCAUCGUUCUGUACGUCAUCAAGGCGGCGGUUUGCAAACGGGAGAACAAGGUUUCGCACGAUCUUGAACGAUACAUUCCCGAUGGCCAGCCGCCGAUCAGUCCGGUUGUGCGUUUGGAGCAAUCCGAUACCUCCAGCGUUGCCGAUGAAUCUAUCAUUACGGAUCGGGAUUUCAAUCGGAAGAAUCUGCGAUUUAAGAGCUUACUGGGAGAGGGUAAUUUCGGACAGGUUUGGAAGGCAGAGGCCGAUGAUCUGGCGGGUCACUUCGGUUCGACGAGGAUCGUGGCGGUCAAAACGGAACGCAGUGAUAACGGUCAUGGGGAUCUGAAAGCGGAAGCGGAUAUUAUGCGAAAGUUAGGAUCACAUCCGAAUGUGGUCACACUGCUGGGAGCCUGUUUGGAGCAAGAACCGCAACUACUGAUCAUGGAGUACGCCAUGCGAGGGCGGUUACUGUCGCUACUCCGGGCAGCACGAGGUGCUGUCAACGGGUUGGCUCCGACAAUUCAUGGCAACCGGACACCGAUUAUGCCACUUUCACCAAGGAGGUUAACAGGAUUUGCGCAUGACAUCGCCCGGGGGAUGGAAUACAUUGCCGAGAAAAAGAUCGUUCACCGGGACUUGGCGGCGCGCAACGUUCUGCUGGAUCACAACGGGAUCUGCAAGAUCUGCGACUUUGGUAUGUCGAUCGAUCUGGAGAAAAUCAAGUCGUCGCAGGCGCACGUUCGGGUGCCACGAUCUCAUCACAGUGAGUCAAGGUUCAAGUUCGAUCUGAGUGCUCGGUCGUUCGGCAUUGGCAGGCAUCACAGCCAUGGACACCACGACGGACUGGGAAGGCACGGACAUCACCGAGGACACGACUCCAAGAGUCGUCCAGCGCUGCCGAUCCGAUGGAUGGCUCCGGAAGCAUUGCAAUAUCACAUCUUCUCCCGCGAGACGGACGUUUGGGCGUUUGGAAUCGUGCUUUGGGAGAUUGCUACUUUAGGAAAGCAUUCUGAUUGCCCUUAAAGCUCGCAUUCUUGAAUAACCGAUGAUCUUUUCUUUCCGUUUUUAGGUUGCACUCCCUAUCCAACCCUGUCCGGUCGGGAGGUGGUGCGAAAUGUUCCAAAUGGUGCUCGACCGGAGAUUCCUCCGGACUGCCGUCCGGAACUGUACGAUCUGAUGCAGAGAACUUGGCGAAAGGAUCCCCGUCAGAGGCCAUCGUUCUCCGAGGCCCGAAACUGUCUAGCGAGGACACUGUGCCAGUGGCAGCUGGAGGAAACGGACACGUCCAACACUUCGGAAUAUCUGGACGUGAGCGGUUUUAGCGAAGAUUUGGAGCAAGGCAUGGUCUACUUCAACCGACGGAUUUCCGAGUUUGAGUGUGAAAUCUAAUCCCAGUGCAGUAUUACUCGUGUGACUCCCACCUCAUCACCCCAUCCACUUCCCAAGGCACAAACCACUUUGCAUUAGGAUCGCACUUUCUGGUGCGACUCAUUGUUACUUGGCUUGCAAUUUCCAUCUAUCGUUUUCCUGGCGAAAACCAACUGUGGAAAUAUUCUCUUCACCCGGAAUGGAUUCGCGUUGUUUGUGUUUCAUCCCUUCCCUCCUGAAACUUUUGUAAAUAUACGCCCCUUUUUCGACUAUCCGAUCCCCUCCGUACUAUGCUGAAAAGUAAAAAUAGCAAAUUAUCACUGCGGCCUUGCGAAGAGUUUCUUUGUGAAGAACCGACUAUUUAACAUAUUGUGAAUAGAAGCACGCAUACCCUCACCAAGUACCCAGGACCACCCAUCACGAGAUAUUGUUUUAUAUGAGCUUUUAUUUUGUUUCGGAAAAAAAAUCGGCGACGUUAUGGACUUUUACAGAUUGUGAAACACAGUGAUAAUGAGGUCAUAAGUUAUAUCAGAAUAAGCAGACACAUGGAAUAGUGUGAGAAUGUUAUUAAUCGCUAUUUGGAAAACAAACUACCGAAGAGAUAUAAUUUCAUUGCUAAGAAAUGUUGUAAAUUUUUAAACUCAUCACGAUCACGAAAACGACACGAUGGGUCGGAAGGUAUCCAGCUUUUCGAUUCUAGGUGAUAGCAUCAUCGUAUACAGAGAAAAUGAUUUUAUUCUUAUUGCUAUUGAUAGUUAUUUUGUUUUUCUUUGUUAAUAUUUAGACACGGAUCAGAGGAGGAAUUCGAUUUUUCUCUGAAUAAACAAAUUGUGAAAAUCUUA